Molecule: messenger RNA, 13017 nt
Organism: Mus musculus (house mouse)
Lineage: Eukaryota; Metazoa; Chordata; Mammalia; Rodentia; Muridae
Gene: Nktr
Product: natural killer tumor recognition sequence
Exons: 17
Coding region: 5842-10512 (1556 amino acids)
Biological process (GO): protein folding
Cellular component (GO): nucleoplasm; cytosol; plasma membrane
Molecular function (GO): peptidyl-prolyl cis-trans isomerase activity
Source: RefSeq, a predicted model, not a curated record
GAGCCCCCCCAAAAAGGAAAAAUGUUUUUGUUAGCAUAUAUAUAAUAGCUUAAUGACAUUUUCACACAUGUAUAUAAUGUGUCUGGUCACAUUCACCCCCAUUACUCACUCUUGUUCCCUUCCUGCUUAAAAUCUUGAUACACAACAUGGAUGCAAUGUAAAGAUACUUUGCUUUUAUACUGUGAAACCAGCCAGCCAUAAAGGAAAGACCGUAUCUGCUUGCUUUCAGUUGCUGUCAUACAACACCAUGAUGACAAGCAUCUUGUAGAGGAAAGAGCUGUUUGGCUUAAAUGUCUUGAUCACAGUCCAUCAUGCAGGGAAGUCAGGACAAGAAGGGGGGUGGGGGGGGGCUGUAACUGAAGCAGAGCCCAUGGAAGACACUGGCUUACUCUUCUUUGUUGAAAAGAUUGAAAAUCUGUUAAUUGUUCAGCCCUUGGGGCUGGAUAUCUCAGUGAUCCCAAUCUUGCACUGAAGGCCUGGGAGAUUCCUGGAGAGCUGAGGGUCUUCAGUCUGUGUAGGAAUCCCAGAUAAGUUGGUUCUAAUACCAACCAACACCGUAAUGACUCAGGGACAGGAUGAAUGAACUUGACAGUAAGAGCACAGCAGGCAGAAAUAAGGUUUCCUUCCAUGGUGCCAGCAGAAAGUGUGGCUCAGUUUAGGGUUAGUCUUUGGCUUUCACAUAACCCAGGAAAACCCCUUAUAAAAAUGCCAGCAGCAUGCCGGUCGUCGUGGCGCACGCCUUUUAUCCCAGCACUUGGGAGGCAGAGGCAGGCGGAUUUCUGAGUUUGAGGCCAGCCUGGUCUACAGAGUAAGUUCCAGGACAGCCAGGGAAACACAAAGAGAAACCCUGUCUCGAAAAUACAAAAAGGAUGCCAGCAGCUUAGACUUUAGUAGGUUCCAGAUGCAUUAAGUUGACAACCAGAAUAGACCACCACCAUGAUUCUACACACAGGAAGUGUAAGUGUGGAUGUACAAAGUGGGUAUAAAGAAUGAGGGAAGGGGCUGGAGAGAUGGCUCAGUAGUUAAGAGUACUGACUGCUCUUCCAGAGGUCCUGAGUUCAAAUCCCAGCAACCACAUGGUGGCUCACAACCAUCUGUAAUGGGAUCUGAUGCCCUCUUCUGGUAUGUGUGAAGACAGCAACAGUGUCCUCAUACAUAUAAAAUAAAUAAACCUUAAAAAUAAAUAAAAUAUUGGGGCUGGCGAGAUGGCUCAGUGGUUAAGAGCACUGACAGAACUUCCAGAGUUCAAAUCCCAGCAACCACAUGGUGGCUCAAAAAACCACCUGUAAUGAGAUCUGACGCCCUCUUCUGGUGUGUCUGAAGUCAGCUACAGUGUACUUAUGUAUAAUAAAUCUUUGGGCCGGAGCAAGCAGGGACUGAGUGAGCAGGGCCGACCGGAGCAAGCCCGGUUGACUGGAGUGAGCAGAGGUCCUAAAAUUAAAUUCUCAACAACCACAUGAAGGCUCACAACCAUCUGUGUACUCACAUGCAUAAAAAAAGAAAGAAAGAAAGAAAGAAAGAAAGAAAGAAAGAAAGAAAGAGAAAGAAAGAGAAUGAGGGAGAUGUAUUCUUCCAGAUAACAAACUUUUGGAGUUGAUUGAUGAUAGCUACAACCAAAGGUGAGCGUACAUCAUACCACUUAACUGCACUUAAAGAUGAUUUUUAAAUGGUAAAGAUUAUAUUAUGCAAACCUUACAGUUUUAUAAAGGCAGGGUGGCACGGAUAAUGGUAUGAGGUCAGAGAACCAAGCAACUCAUGGGUUAAAAAGAUAGUCUUUAACAAAGGGCCAUUUGUUUAAGCCCAGGUAGGGUUCCAAGAUGUGAAUUCCACCACACCUGAAACAGGAAGACUGGAUUUAAACUUAAAAGGAGAAACUCAAAUUCCCAGAUGCAAACAGAGAAAGUUUUCAUGAACUUGAAGUCUACACAUCCGUUUCUCUCCCCUUCCCUUGUCUGUCCUCUUCUGCCUCUCUCCCCUUCUCCCUCUGUUUUCUGGUGUUGCAGAUAGAACCCAGGGCAUGUUUUGUUCCACUGAGCUACAUCCCCAGCUUCUAGGGAAUUCUGAGUGCAGAAGCACAAACUGAAGGAAGUAACCACGAAAAGUAGGAUCAACUGACCACCAGAAUAAGACACUUACCAGGGCUAGCUAGCCUUUGCAACAAACAGAGACCAUUACAGAAAACCACAACUUGUCAAAACUCAGGGUUAUAGAGUCCAGUCCCAACAGAUCUACAAAACAAUUGCACCUAAGCUCAGGGAAUAUUUCCUGUAGAGGGGGCAAAAAGAUUGCAAGAGCCAGAGAAUCAGGGAGUUUGCUGUGAGAUUUUGUCUCCUAGUAAUGUCAGAGGCUACACCCAUAAGUUUCACCAACUUGAAUGCUUAAACCAUGAGCUGAGCAAGGACAAUAGGGAUACCAAACUGGAGGCCUCAACUCUACACAAAGAACUACUAGCAACUAAGGAGUGUUGAGAGUGGGAGAAACAGUCUUCCCCAGGGAACAGCAAUUGGUCAUCCAACACCAGUCCUGGAAACACACAAAGAACAUGCAGCCUGAGCAGGUUGUGCUUAGCGGUGUAUAUUUAUGUAUAGAUACAUAUAGACAUGUAGACACGAUGCAUUUAUCCCCCAAAAUGAAACUAGUGUUUAAAGACUUACAGAAGUAUUGUAAUUCCUACAAACAAUUUUCAGCUCUAGGAAGUAACAUUUUCUUUCAUUGAUAACAGAAUUUGUAAAAAUGAAAUAAAAACCUUUGACAGAAGACAGUCAAAAGCAAUGAAAAGCCAGGGCCAAGACCAUGAGAAAGUAUUUGGUAGAGUAUGUAACAAGAGUUAUGUUCAGAACAUGUAUUUUCCUAAUGAAACAUUUAUAUCCUGAUCUCUUCACAUUUCAUAGACCAGGGGCUGUAUUUAAAAGGUGAACAAAAUUCUGGUUGUGACAGAAAGGCCAAGACAGAAACAGUUGUCCCAACAGCACUGAAUCCAAACCUACUAGGUUUGGUAUUUAUUUUUGUUUUUGUUUUUACUUCUUGCUUAUUUUAAAACUUUGUGUAUGCACUUUCAUGAGUUUAUGUGCACCAUGUCUGUGCCUGGGAGGGCUAGAGCACUGCAUCAGAAUCUGGAGGUUAGAGGUGGUUGUGUGCCACUUGGUGUGGGUGCUAGAAACAAUGUAAGUCCUUGUGAUGGUUUGUAUAUCCUUGGACCAGGGAGUGGCACCAUCUGAAGUUGUGGCCUUGUUGGAAUAGGUGUGACCUGGUUGGAAUGGGUGUGUCACUGUGGGUGUGGGUAUAAGAUCCUCACCCUAGCCGGGCGGUGGUGGCACACGCCUUUAAUCCCAGCACUCGGGAGGCAGAGGCAGGCGGAUUUCUGAGUUCGAGGCCAGCCGGGUCUACAGAGUGAGUUCCAGGACAGCCAGAGCUAUACAGAGAAACCCUGUCUCGAAAAACAAAACAAAACAAAACAAAAACAACAACAAAAAAAAGAUCCUCACCCUAGUUGCCUGGAAGUCAGUCUUCCACUAGCAGCCUUUGGAUGAAGAAGUAGAACUCUCAGCUCUACCUGCACCAUGCCUGCCUGGAUACUGCCAUGCACCCACUUUGAUGAUGAUGGACUGAACUUCUGAAUCUGUAAGCCAGCCCCAAUUAAAUGUUGUUUUAUUAAUACUUGCCUUGGUCAUGGUGUCUGUUCACAGCAGUAAAACCCUAACUAAUACAGUCCUCUGCAAGAACAGAAAGCACUCUUAUUUUAAACACAGAUUUGUGUUGGUACUAUUUUUUUGAGUUACUUUAUUGGGGUCUUAGAUCUACUUCCCUUCCAACCCUUAUUCCACCCUGAUCUCUUCCAACUCCCCAACGCUAGGUAGGAAGGAAAGAAAGAGAGGAAAUGAGGCACAGACCUCUUUAGAUUAUUUCCUGCUGACUGGGGAUGUUGAGUUACUUGAGGCAAGUCCAAUCUUCAUGGUCAGGAUAUCUCCAAUUUCUUCUCAUCUCUUUGCUCACGAACACUUGGCAAAACUCCAGGAGAAGCAGCAUUCCCAGAGCGCCCCACCUCAUCUCAGGACUCUGGUUCAUACCCUUGGAAGCAUCCCUAGACUUCUGAAUGUAAACUAUCUACAGCUGGCAAAAGCAUGCCCCUGCCAGUGCACUUGGCAAAUCAUAAUCACCUGCUGUGGAGUAGUCUCUUAUCCCACACCUGGGGUUAAAUAAAGACAUUCACACAAUUAUAACUGGGUUUUCUAAGAAACCAAAAUUCUCACUAUAGAGUCUCUCUUUGUGGUCUUUCCUGGAACUCUCUGUGUAGACAGACUGGCCUUUGAGUCACAAAGAGCAACCUGUCUUUGCCUACUAAGUGCUGGGUGCUGUGAUUAAAGGUGCGUGCCACUAUACCCAUCGUAAGUGAGGACUCAACAGCUGAGCCAUCUCUCCAAACACAGAGACAACAUAGUAGAACCGAUUUAAGCUUAUCCCGGCUUAUAAAUAAAUGAGUGGAGGGUAACUCCUAAUGUACUCUUCUAACUGCUGUCCUGGCUACCUCCCUUGGGUGUACCCCAGAUAUGGACUGUUUUUUCUGGCUGUGUGCUCAUCCUUUGCCUCCCCCCAUGGGGGCUUCCUCUCUCCCAUUCCUCCUUCUACACUUGGUCUCUCUUUUCUCCUUACUCUUCCCACCCAGGUAACUCAAAAUCCACCUACCUCGAAUCCCUCCAGUAAUUGGCUGUAGCCAAUUUUAUUUAACCAACAGUUUUAAAUUAAGGAACAAGGUACAAAAGCUUGGAAAGACGGUAAGUCACUCGUAGGUUUAGGUUUUUGGAUAUGGAAUUUUGCUUUAUGUAACAGACCCAACCUCAACACUGAUUGUGAUUAAAAUUUUCUACAACAGCACAUUUUUUAAAAAAGAUUUAUUUAUUAUAUGUAAGUACACUGUAGCUGUCUUCAGACACUCCAGAAGAGGGCAUCAGAUUUCAUUAUGGAUGGUUGUGAGCCACCAUGUGGUUGCUGGGAUUUGAACUCGGGACCUUCAGAAGAGCAGUCGGCGCUCUUAACCACUGAGCCAUCUCGCCAGCCCCAACAGCACAUUCUUAUUGUGUACCUUUUGUUUUGAGACAGGAUCUACCUAGCCCUGACUGGCCAGGAAGACAAUAUGUAGAACUGACUGACCUCAGACUGAGAGCCACCUACCUCUGCCUCUCGAGCCGCUGGGAUUAAAGGCUGUGUAUUAUUGCUCACAGACUUUCCUUUUGUAAGGUUUUACUUUCUGUUUUGCCUGCAUGUAUGUCUGGGCACCAUGUGCAUGCUUGGUGUCCACGGAGGUCAGGGGAGCGCGAUGGAAACCCUGAAACGAGAUGGUUGUAAGCCACCAUGCGGUUAUUGAGCUGGGCUUUGAACCAGGUCCAAUGCAAAAGCGGCCUCUAGACCAUCUUAACUGCUAGACCAUCGCUCCUGUCAACUGGUUUGGUUUCUUCACAGGUCUCAGGUAUCUCAGGCUGACCUUGAACUUCUGAAUCUCCUGCCUUUACCCACCAAGCGCUGGUGCGCAGGUGUAAACGCUACGGUUUGUGUUUUGCUUCGGGGUUUUGUUGUUGCCUUGAUUUUUGUUUCCUUUCGUUGUAUUUCUGAGAAAGCCUCAAGUGACCCAGGCUGGCCUCGAGCCGGCGGCCAGCCUCGUCUCACCCUGGCGGGCAAGGGAGGCACAUCUGGCUCCAUCUGGUCCUCGAUUCUUUUAACGCGAGACAAACAGCGUGACCGCAUCAACCACGAGAGAGAACAGGUCACCCGCCACGUCGGCCGGAAGCCUGGGAUUCACCCUGCGUUCAUCCACUGGCCACGCAAUCAGAAAUCUCGCGGUGCUGCAUGAGUGAGCCGUGGUUGACAGCUCGCACACGUCUGCGCACUCGGGAUUGGACAGGGGAUCCUGAGGGGCGGGGCACGAGAGCCCUGGCGCGGACCGCCUACUCCGACCCCACACCCCGCUCGGCGGCGAGACGAACUCUCGCGACGCUUGCGUCCGGCCUCGCGAGCUCUGGCGUGGCGCUCGCCGGCUGGCCCUCACGGGGAAGAGGUGGCGUUCCGUUGGUGACGUUAGGCUCCGGCGGCGCCGGCAGGGCGUUCUCCGGAGCUGUGCGGCCAGCUCGCCGCCGUCCCGCUGCUGCGCUCGCGAUGGGCGCCCAGGACCGGCCGCAGUGUCACUUCGACAUCGAGAUCAACCGGGAACCGGUUGGUCGAAUUAUGUUUCAGCUCUUCUCAGACAUAUGUCCAAAAACAUGCAAAAACUUCCUAUGCCUGUGCUCAGGGGAGAAAGGCCUUGGGAAAACAACUGGGAAGAAGUUAUGUUAUAAAGGUUCUACAUUCCACCGUGUGGUUAAAAACUUUAUGAUUCAGGGUGGGGACUUCAGUGAAGGUAAUGGAAAAGGUGGAGAAUCAAUUUAUGGUGGAUACUUUAAAGAUGAAAACUUUAUUCUCAAACAUGACAGAGCGUUCCUUUUGUCAAUGGCAAAUCGAGGGAAACAUACCAAUGGUUCCCAGUUUUUCAUAACUACAAAGCCUGCUCCACACCUGGAUGGGGUUCAUGUUGUUUUUGGACUGGUAAUAUCUGGUUUUGAAGUAAUUGAACAGAUUGAAAAUCUGAAAACAGAUGCUGCAAGCAGACCUUAUGCAGAUGUCCGAGUUAUUGACUGUGGGGUGCUGGCCACAAAGUUGACAAAAGAUGUUUUUGAGAAAAAAAGGAAGAAACCAACCUGUUCAGAAGGCUCGGACUCUUCUUCCCGUUCCUCUUCCUCUUCAGAGUCCUCCUCAGAGAGUGAAGUUGAGCGAGAGACAAUCAGAAGGAGAAGACAUAAGAGGAGGCCAAAAGUCAGACAUGCUAAAAAGAGACGGAAAGAAAUGAGCAGUUCAGAAGAACCGAGGAGGAAGCGCACAGUAAGCCCUGAAGGUUAUUCUGAGAGGAGUGAUGUGAAUGAAAAAAGAUCAGUUGACUCAAACACUAAAAGAGAAAAGCCUGUUGUCCGCCCAGAAGAGAUUCCUCCAGUUCCCGAGAACCGAUUUUUACUUAGAAGAGAUAUGCCUGCUAUCACUGUGGAGCCUGAACAGAACAUUCCAGAUGUUGCACCUGUUGUAAGUGAUCAGAAACCCUCUGUAUCAAAGUCUGGACGGAAAAUCAAAGGAAGAGGCACGAUUCGCUAUCACACACCUCCAAGGUCAAGAUCCCACUCUGAGUCCAAAGAUGAUGACAGCAGUGAAACCCCUCCUCACUGGAAGGAGGAGAUGCAGAGACUGAGAGCCUACAGGCCCCCGAGCGGAGAGAAGUGGAGCAAAGGAGACAAGCUGAGUGACCCCUGUUCAAGCCGAUGGGAUGAAAGAAGCCUGUCCCAGAGAUCCAGAUCAUGGUCCUAUAAUGGAUACUAUUCAGAUCUUAGUACAGCGAGACACUCUGAUGGUCACCAUAAGAAACACAGAAAGGAAAAGAAGUUUAAGCAUAAAAAAAAAGCUAAAAAGCAGAAACAUUGCAGAAGACACAGACAGACAAAAAAGAGGAGAAUAGUUAUGCCUGAUUUGGAACCCUCAAGAUCUCCCACCCACCGAAUGAAGUCCUCUUGUGUUAGAGAAAGGAGAUCUCGUGCCUCCUCCUCCUCCUCUCAUCACUCAUCCAAGCGCGACUGGUCUAAAUCAGACCAGGAUGACGGGAGUGCUUCAACCCAUUCCAGCAGAGACUCCUACAGAUCCAAGUCUCAUUCACGAUCAGAUUCUAGAGGGAGCUCUAGAUCAAGGGCUGUGUCAAAGUCCUCAUCUCGUUCUCUCAACAGAUCAAAAUCUAGAUCUAGUUCCAGGUCAGGACCCCGAAGAACAUCAAUAUCCCCCAAAAAACCUGCUCAGCUGAGUGAAAAUAAGCCAGUUAAGACAGAACCUUUAAGGCCGUCAGUGCCACAGAAUGGAAAUGUGCUAGUGCAACCAGUGGCAGCAGAAAACAUUCCUGUAAUACCAUUGAGUGACAGCCCUCCCCCUUCUAGGUGGAAGCCUGGGCAGAAGCCCUGGAAGCCCUCUUACGAGCGAAUUCAGGAGAUGAAAGCUAAAACAACCCACUUGCUGCCUGUCCAAAGCACAUACAGCUUAACAAAUAUUAAAGCAACCGUGAGUUCAUCAUCUUAUCACAAAAGAGAAAAACCUUCAGAAAGUGAUGGGAGUGCUUAUUCAAAGUACAGUGAUAGAAGUUCUGGAAGCUCAGGAAGGUCGGGGAGCAAGUCUUCUAGGAGCAGGUCAUCCUCCAGGUCCUACACAAGGUCAAGGUCAAGAAGUCUCCCUACUUCACGCUCACUCUCUAGGUCUCCAUCAUCUAGGUCUCACUCACCAAAUAAGUACAGUGAUGGUUCCCAGCACAGUAGGUCAUCUUCAUAUACUUCUGUUAGCAGUGAUGAUGGAAGACGAGCCAUGUUUAGAUCCAACAGGAAAAAAAGUGUCACUUCACAUAAAAGACAUCGCAGCAACUCUGAAAAGACACUUCACAGUAAAUAUGUCAGAGGCAGAGAGAAAUCCUCACGUCACAGAAAGUAUAGUGAAAGUAGAUCAUCUUUAGAUUACUCUUCAGACAGUGACCAGUCACAUGUUCAAGUAUACUCAGCCCCAGAGAAGGAGAAGCAGGGAAAAGUGGAAGCAUUGAAUGAUAAGCAGGGGAAAGGCAGAGAAGAAGGAAAACCCAAGCCUGAAUGGGAAUGUCCUCGUUCUAAAAAGAGAACUCCGAAAGAUCACUCUAGAGAUGACAGUGUGUCCAAAGGGAAGAAUUGUGCGGGGAGUAAAUGGGAUUCGGAAUCAAACUCAGAACAAGAUGUGACUAAGAGCAGGAAAAGUGAUCCCCGGAGAGGUUCAGAAAAGGAGGAGGGUGAAGCCUCUUCAGACUCCGAGUCAGAAGUUGGUCAGAGUCACAUCAAAGCCAAACCCCCAGCAAAGCCUCCAACAAGCACUUUUCUGCCCGGCAGCGACGGUGCCUGGAAGUCUAGGAGACCACAGUCUUCAGCCUCUGAGUCAGAGAGCUCCUGCUCCAACUUGGGGAACAUUAGAGGAGAGCCCCAGAAGCAAAAACACUCAAAGGAUGAUCUUAAGGGGGAUCACACAAAAAGGGCAAGAGAGAAGUCAAAAGCUAAAAAAGACAAAAAACACAAGGCUCCAAAACGGAAGCAAGCUUUCCACUGGCAACCUCCACUCGAGUUUGGUGACGAUGAGGAGGAGGAGAUGAAUGGGAAGCAAGUUACACAGGACCCAAAAGAGAAAAGGCAUGUCUCUGAGAAGUGUGAAGCUGUGAAAGACGGCAUUCCAAACGUCGAGAAAACCUGUGAUGAAGGCAGUUCUCCAAGUAAACCCAAGAAGGGUACUUUAGAGCAGGACCCACUUGCAGAGGGUGGACAUGAUCCCAGCUCUUGUCCUGCACCUCUGAAAGUGGAGGACAACACGGCCAGCUCUCCACCUAGCGCCCAGCACCUUGAAGAGCAUGGCCCAGGUGGAGGGGAGGACGUGCUUCAGACAGAUGACAACAUGGAGAUUUGCACGCCUGAUAGGACUUCCCCUGCAAAGGGAGAGGUGGUGUCCCCUUUAGCAAACCACAGGCUAGACAGCCCAGAGGUGAACAUUAUUCCAGAGCAGGAUGAGUGUAUGGCACAUCCUAGAGCAGGAGGAGAACAAGAGAGUAGCAUGUCUGAAAGCAAGACCUUGGGUGAAAGUGGGGUUAAACAGGACAGCUCUACCAGUGUGACCAGUCCUGUAGAAACUUCUGGAAAGAAGGAGGGGGCUGAGAAGAGCCAAAUGAACCUCACAGAUAAGUGGAAGCCAUUGCAAGGUGUAGGGAAUCUGUCAGUGUCUACUGCAACCACAUCCAGUGCUCUGGAUGUGAAGGCAUUAUCUACUGUGCCUGAAGUGAAACCACAAGGCUUGAGGAUAGAAAUCAAAAGCAAAAAUAAGGUUCGGCCUGGGUCUCUCUUUGAUGAAGUAAGAAAGACGGCACGCCUAAAUCGAAGGCCACGGAAUCAAGAGAGUUCCAGUGAUGAUCAGACACCUAGUCGGGAUGGUGAUAGCCAGUCCAGGAGUCCACACAGAUCUCGAAGCAAAUCCGAAACCAAAUCUCGACACAGAACAAGGUCUGUCUCAUACAGUCACUCACGAAGUCGAUCUAGAAGCUCUACGUCAUCUUACCGAUCAAGAAGCUACUCUAGAAGCCGGAGCAGGGACUGGUAUAGCAGAGGCCGAACCCGCAGCCGGAGCAGUUCCUAUGGAAGUUUCCAUAGUCACAGGACGUCCAGCAGGAGCCGGUCCAGGAGCAGCUCUUAUGACCUCCAUAGCCGCUCCAGCAGAUCCUACACCUACGAUAGCUACUACAGCCGGAGUCGUAGCCGCAGCCGCAGCCAGAGGAGUGACAGUUACCAUCGGGGUAGAAGUUACAACAGGCGGUCCAGGAGUGGUAGAUCCUAUGGCUCAGACAGUGAAAGUGACAGAAGUUACUCUCAUCACCGGAGUCCCAGCGAGAGCAGCAGAUACAGCUGAGAUGUCUCUGUACAGAUUGUGUCUUAAGUGUAAAUACCUGGUAACUUAAAGCUUAAGAAACUGGAUGGCAGUCUGUUGUGUUUUAGUAUUAGACCUCAAUCCUAUAGUGGAUAUUUCUUGUCACUUAUUUACAUGUGCGCAAAAGAAUUUAAAGUGCAGAUGUCCCUAGAAAUAUUUCUAUGACCCAUUUUACAGUAGGCAACUAUGGAAUUUUCAUUUUCUUGAAUCAAGAAAUGGUAAAUUUGAUGUAAGUAUAAUUUGCAGUGUCACUGUAGAUAGGGUUUUCUGUAGAUCACAUUGUCUGUAGAAUUCAGGUUUCUUUUUGUUUCAGGUUUUAGCAUCCAUGCUGCCAAACACAAUUAUGGAGAGCUGUCACAAGACACGUGUUCUCCAUGUCCCCAUGUCCCCAUGCUGGUUGUCGUCUUGGUGUGUGCUGUCAGAUGAGGCUGUCCACAUCCAUAUUGACCAUGGCCAGGUGUGCAGGGUGGUAGCUCAUUCCUCUGUGUCCCAGCUGUGAGCACCCACACUUCACAGGGAAUGCCAGCCCAGCCACCCCAGCUCCUGCUUUGGUGCUUGGUGCCUUUGGUUCCUCGUAUACCCUAUGUCAUAUUGUCACAUACUGCAUUUCCUGAUGCCAGAAAAUGAAUUGUGAUUUUUUUUUUUUAAAUUCACUGGCACCAAAAAUAAUUUCUUCUGAGCUGGGUUCACUGUGAGUGUAGGGGCUUCUUCCAAACACAGAUAUGUGGUGGAGGUCCCUUGGAACAGAACCUGUAUGGCUGGUCAUCUUGUUCUGCACAUGUGUGCUAAAGUGCCAGCUGAAGAAUGUCCUUCAGAAGCAGCUCCACAGACACUCCAGCCAAGCUUCACUCUCACUGUGGCAAUAGUAGCAGCCCUGCCCCAACCAUCCUAUUCCCUGUUUGUGUCGAGACACCCCCCACCCCCACCCCCACGCUGCCCCCUGACUCCAUGAAGCCCUGCCUGAUGGAGGAAACCCAGGACAAAAGUUGGGGGCAGCAGGGUCACAGGCUCUGCUGCACAGAAAGGGGUUCUUACGGCUUUGUGUGGCUCCUCCAGGAAGAAUCUAACCUGUAAAAACUAGUGUGGGUUUGUUUCUUUGUUUUGUUUUACUCUUUAGUUUGCAUUCUUUCCCCAAGUGUACUUAAUCACCUUAGUGCCGGUUAAAUCCAGUUCACAGACUUCCUGUCAGGUAUAUGGUGUAGAAGUCUGUACUCUCCUAUCCCACCCAGGCCUUGCUAGUGCAUUUGGGAAGAGUAAAGGCCUUGGGCUGGAGGAAAUUACUAAAGCCCUGGCCAGAUGGAGGGGAAGUACUGGAUAUAUGAAAGUAGUCUUCCAGGGCCAUGUGGCUCAGUGAUAUAUAGCAUGUGCUUAGCAUGUAAGUAGCUCUGGGAUCAGAGGUCAGCACCCCACAAAUAAAUAAUGGUGUUACUCUGUGAUGUAUGUAAGCAGCAUUUUGGUGGCCAGCCAGCUAUUGUUCACCAUGUCUGUAAAUUAGUUAAUUAGAAGGAUAACAUCGGAACUCAGUGCUUGGCGGGUUAGACAUGUGGUUUAUAGUGAGUGGGUCCUUCUACCCCCCCCCCCUUUAAAGUUGCCUACAAAGAAGGGUGUUUGAAUCUAGUAUUCAGUAGGAAGAAUGCAUUCAGAGCCCAAAUAAACUGGCAAAUGUAAUUAGUAAGAAAAGGUCACUAUUGGGCCAUAUAUUCUUAUUUGGUUGCUGUGUAACAAGUUAUCCCAAAUUUCUCAGCCUAAGAGUGCCUAUGUGUCAUUGACAAACAGGCAAUGGUAGGGUUGACUCAUCUGCUCAGGGUCUCAAGGUAAGGUCUGGAAGAGCUCAUUUCUCAGAAGACUCUGGGAAGACGUGACUUGUAGCUGGGCCCCUCUAGAGCCCUCGGUGGAUGCCCACAUCGCCUGCUGUAGGCCUUGCCAGCUUCAACCAGCAGGGACCCUUUGAGUCUUGUCUUUUUUUCAAAACCUCUGCCCUCCUCCUGCUUUAAGGGUCCAUGUAAGUAGAUCAGACUCCAGAGAUAAAUCUCUACUCGAAGUCCCGUGGCCAGAGGAAUUACAGACAUUGUCGGGUUCUGGGGAUUAGCAUAGCAAGAGGAAGGGCAUCCACCUACCACCUACUGCUGCAUGGACAGGGCUUAACCUGUACCAGCAGGCACUCAUGUUCAGUAAUGUCAACCUUGCUGUUUAUACUCGACUGAAUACAGAAAUGGCUUUUCUUCUUAUCCACGAUCAUUCUGUAUUUUGAAGUUAUUUUUUUAAUAAAAUUGAAUUAUGUUGUGUAAUGUGCUUAAUAGAAAAUGCUUUCUUUAUUGGAUGAUUUUGUAACAUCCUGUUUACUGCAAGUGGCAUAGUUGAUAUUGUUCAAAAAUGUAGAAAAUACUUUUGUACAUACUAGCAAUGUCUAAUUUGUAUAUACUUCUAUGAAAUUUCUCUACAACUUGAAAAGGAUCUUGUAGAAAUGAAAAUACAUGCUGAGUUUGA